ACAGACGCACACUUUAUUUGUGGAUGCCUUCCUUCAAAACAACAGACUGGAUCAUGUGAGCCAAGUGAUGGGCUAUCACCAUUCCUAUUUGGAACACUUUCUUAAAACUCAAAAUUUCAUCCUCAAAGGCGAUGGUCCUCUUCCGUUUAACUAUAGGCAUUAUAUAGCAAUUAUGGCAUCCGGAAGGCAUCAAUGCAGUUAUUUAAUAUCAUUACAAAAGCAGGAGUUUAUUUUGCAAGGUGGCGACCAGAAUUGGUUAAAGGGCCUGAACUGUAUACCGCAAAAGCUAAGAAACUUGUACGAUAUCAAUAAAACUUUAGCUCAUCGACCCUGGCUGUUAAAAAAGUCUCAUAUUGAGAAAUUGACAAAGGGCGAAGACAGCUGGUCCCUGGCGGAAGUGGUCCACGCCAUCGUGAUCCUGACCCACUUUCAUUCGUUGUGCUCUUUUGUUUUUUCUUGCGGCGUCAACCAAGAGCUGGACCAAGCGGGUGGAUAUGAAUAUAGGCAGGGAGUAGGUGGACUGGUAGAGCUGACCAACGUUAAAAGUAGCAGUAAUCCCAAAGAUAUACCUUUAGUAGAUACGAGACAAGACUGGAAAACCUUGCCACCGAGCCCACCGUCUCCAACGGAACCGGAAGUGGGCAUCAGCACUCUGGUGCAGCGCAUGAAAACGUUGAGUGAGCAGACUGAAGAGUGUACUCCCGUGGAGUUGGCGAAACGUUUCGAAAACAUCGAGACCCAGUCGGCGGAGCUGGCCGUCGUGGGUGCCGAACCGGCCGAAACGCCCGCCGACAUCGGAUGUUUCGUGGAGGAUGUCACGUUCAUCUAUCAGGAUUUCGCCAAACGCGGCGAGAGGAAGGAAGUGCCCACAUUCAGAGUGCAGGAUUACUCUUGGGACGACCACGGCUACUCUCUAGUAAACAGACUAUACAAUGACGUUGGUAACCUUUUGGACGAAAAAUUCAAGACUGCAUACAACCUGACUUAUUACACGAUGGGCGGCAGGACCGAUGUAGACACGUCGCGGUUCCGUCGCGCCAUCUGGAACUACAUCCAGUGCCUGUUGGGGAUCAGACACGACGACUACGACUAUGGCGAGAUCGACGCUCUGCUCGAGAAAAGCCUGCAAAUGUUUAUCAAAAGUGCGUGCUGUUACCCGGAGCGAGUUACCAAGAAAGACUACGACAGGGUGCUUAGGGAAUUCAAACACAGUGAAAAGGUUCAUGUAAAUGUGAUGGUAUUAGAAGCUAGGAUGCAAGCUGAACUGAUCUAUGCCCUGAGGACUGUGAAUCGGUACAUGACAAAUUAA
Messenger RNA from Brassicogethes aeneus, 1309 nucleotides. NCBI's taxonomy places the organism in Eukaryota, Metazoa, Arthropoda, Insecta, Coleoptera, Nitidulidae. The record is from the annotation of a GenBank genome assembly.